Messenger RNA from Mucor velutinosus, 1410 nucleotides. RefSeq lists its product as uncharacterized. Gene Ontology annotation, biological process: glycolytic process; glucose 6-phosphate metabolic process; glucose metabolic process. Bases 1 to 1410 code for a protein of 469 amino acids. The record is from RefSeq and is a predicted model, not a curated record. Gene Ontology annotation, molecular function: D-glucose binding; ATP binding; fructokinase activity. Gene Ontology annotation, cellular component: cytosol; mitochondrion. The transcript has 3 exons. Lineage: Eukaryota; Fungi; Mucoromycota; Mucoromycetes; Mucorales; Mucoraceae.
AUGUCGCAACCUCGCAGAUCCUUCUCCUCUGGCCCUACCACUGGCUCUGAUGCUCAAAUUGAAGCCAUUGAAGAAUUAAGACACCAUUUCAAGCUGUCUACCGACGAAUUAAAGCAGUUUCGUGAUGACUUGCGUCGCGAAAUGGACAUUGGCCUCAAGUCUGAUGAGUCCAACAUGGCCAUGCUGCCCUCUUGGAUCUUUAAGCAUCCCACUGGUCAAGAAACUGGCGAAUACCUUGGUUUGGAAUUGAGUGGCUCCAAUAUCCGUAUCUAUCUUGUCACUUUGCAUGGUCAAGGUCGCAUCAGCACCCGUCAACAAAAGUUCGUGAUCAGUGAACAUCUCAAGAAGGGCUCCAUCAACUCGAUGAUUGAUUUCUUGGUGGAGAGCGUGGAUAACUUUUUGUCAUUUGUCGGUAAAUAUGAACUCAAGCAAGCCUUGAGCCUUGGUUUUGUCCUGUCCUUCCCUCUUGAACAACAUGCUUUGAACAAGGCUGUCGUUAUCCAAUGGACCAAGGACUUUGAAAUCACUGGUGCCGACGGUAAGAACAUUGCCGAGCUCUUACAGAUUGGUUUCAGACGUCGUCAUAUCAAUAUCAACGUGGAAGCUGUUAUUAACGGUGCUGUUGGCUGUCUUUUGGCUCAUAGUUACCGUAGUUUGGAUACCUUGGUUGCCUGUACUAUCAGUACAGGUACCAACGCUGCUUAUUGGGAAAAGGUAGAGGCUAUCAUCAAGAACCAAAAGGAGCUCCCUCCCAAUGCUGACGGUGAUAUGAUUAUCAACACUGAAUGGGGAUCUUUUGGUGACAAGAAUCCUGGCCUCUUGCCUCGUACCUUUUACGAUAACCGUGUCAACCGCCAAUCUGUCAAUCCCGGUGUCCAUGUCUUUGAGAAGAUGGUGUCUGGCCUCUAUCUAGGUGAGAUUGCUCGUAUCAUCAUGGUGGAUUUCCUUGAUCGCCGUCUUCUUUUUGACGGCCAGUAUACUCCAGAACUGAACACGCCUUAUCUCUUUGAAGCCUCUUACAUGAGCGCAAUUGGCUCUGACGAUACACCUGAUUUGGAAGCCACCAAGCACAUUCUGGAAGCCAUCAUGAACUUGCCAUCCACCACACUCUCUGAUCGUCAAAUUGUCAGAACCAUCUGUGAGCUUGUCUCUCAACGUGCUGCUCGUUUGGUUGCUGCUGCUAUGAGCGCUAUUAUUGACAAGAGAAAUGCCCUCGAGGAAGGUUUAACUAUCAGUAUGGAAGGUGCAGUCUAUGAACAUUUCCCCAACUUCCCUAGACGUGUCAAUGAUGCUUUGAGAGGUAUCUACGGCGAGCGUGUUGAUCACAUCAAUGUUGGUAUCACUCGUGAUGGAAAUGGCAUUGGUGCUGCUUUGGCUGCUAUGAUUGCCAUUACUCAAAAGCAAGCAUAA